This is a messenger RNA of Syngnathoides biaculeatus (alligator pipefish), 17079 nucleotides long. RefSeq names its product plexin B3 (gene plxnb3). The record is from RefSeq and is a predicted model, not a curated record. Gene Ontology annotation, molecular function: protein binding; semaphorin receptor activity. Gene Ontology annotation, cellular component: semaphorin receptor complex. NCBI's taxonomy places the organism in Eukaryota, Metazoa, Chordata, Actinopteri, Syngnathiformes, Syngnathidae. The transcript has 42 exons. Gene Ontology annotation, biological process: negative regulation of cell migration; semaphorin-plexin signaling pathway involved in axon guidance; regulation of cell shape. The coding region runs from base 7712 to 13447 and encodes 1911 amino acids.
CCUCCAUGAUUUCCAAGUGGGAGAACUUGCAAUAUAGCAGGGUGUUCAAAUACUUAUUUUCUUCACCAUAUGUAAACUUUUACCUUGACGAAAAAAUAGAAAAUUCUUUAAGAAAUUUAGUCUCUCAUUGUGGAAUUUAAAAAAGUUAAAUAAUUUGAUCUUGACUGGCCUGAAACAGGAGAGCUUUAGUCUUAUUUGACUUCAUUCAGACAUUGAGAUGAAAAAAUUAUGUGUUUUUGCACAGUGUAUGUGUGUUUCCUGAAGUCCACAAUGAUAUCCUUUGUUUUUUGUUUUUUUGUGUGUGUCUGUUCCAUGUCAGAUUAUUGUCUUAGCACCAGGUUUUGAGCUUCUGGACCUCCUUUCUGUAGGCUGACUCAUCUCCCCUUGAGACCAACCCAAGCACUUUUAUGUUGUCAGCAAACUUGAUAAUGAUGUUAUUGUUGUAGACUUGAGGUGCAGUCAAAUGUCUAGAGGCAGUAGAGGAUGGGGCUCAGCACACAGCCCUGUGGUUAGCCGGUGCAGGGUGGAGCCAAAUCUAACAGUGUGCAGUCUGUUGAGGAAGUUUUUGAUCCAGGAGCAUGUGAGAGGAGGGAGGCCCAGGAUGUCAAACUCAGUCAUCGGUGUCUAUUAUGAUUACAUCAAAGGCUGAGCAGAAAUCCACAAAUAGGUUCCUAGUAUAGGUCUGCGAUCGUUUUAAGCGGCUUAAAACAGCAUGCAGAGCUAAGGCGAUUGUGUCCUCUGUCAAUCUAUUCCCCCGGUAUGCAACCUGGUGGGAGUCGAAGUUGUGGGGGAGACGGUCUUUGAUGUGCUUGUGAAAUUGCCUGUCGAAGCACUAAAUUGCAGUUGUGAAGGAAACAGGGGAAGAGUUGUUAAGGCUGGUUAAGGGUUUCUUUUUGGCGAUGGGAAUAAUUGCGAAAGAAUUCAAGCAAGUGGGGAUGACCGCCUGGACCAGUGAGAGGUUGAAGAUCUUGCACUAGAUUAAGGACAGCUGGUGGGCACACAUACUGAGUCCAGGCAAGAAGCCUUCCUGGGAUUAAUAGCCAGGAGCACACGCCUCAUAUCGUGUUCCUGUACAGUAAGUGGAGAAUUACUGGACCCUAGUAGGGUUUGCUCUGGAGCAACUGAGUAUCCCUAGGGUGAUUCAAAGCGAGCAAAGAAGCGAAGGCACACCAAAAAAAAAAAUCCAAAGCUUUCUGACACUCUGUGAAACGGUAAUUGCCAGCGCCCCUGUUAAAUCACAGAGUCACUGUGACUAACCACAAAUUUGGGAAAGCUGAGUUCAAUUUCACAAGCCACACCCAAACCUGAUAACCACCAUACUUGUUGAAUAAAGAAAUCAAGUAGAAUCUGUCAGAGAACGUCAAGUAGGCUACAAGAUCUCACGAACCAAUGAAUCAUUCCACGAUCCAAAGUAAUUCAAUAAAAAAUUGGAAAAAAAAAGUGAAAUCCAUCAGUCUGGAAAAGGUUACAAAGCCGUUUUCCAAGGCUUUUUGGCUCCAUGGACCCCCUGUCAGAGCCAUUAUCCACAAAUGGAGAAAACUGGGAACAAGUGUGACGACGACUCAUCCAGGAGGGCACAAAAGAACCUCGAACAACAUGUAAAAGCCGCCAGGCCUCGCUGGCCUCUGUCAAGGUCAAUGUUCAUGGCUGUAUCAUAAGAAAGAUGCUGGCCAAAAAUGUAAUCCACCGUAUUCCCAGUUGAAAACCCCUGCAAUGAACAAAGAUGAAAAAAAAAGUCUUGUCUCACAUUUGCCAAAAACAUCUUUAUGAUCCUCAAGACUUUUGGAGAAACAUUCUGUGGACUGACGAGUCAAAAACUGAAAGUUUUGGAAGGUAUGCGGCCCGUUACAUCUGGCGUUAAAAUAGCACAGCAUUUUAUAAAAACAACUUUAUGCCAACGGUGAAGCAUGGUGGUGGCAAGGUGAUGGUCUGGGGCUGCUUUGCUACCUCAACAACAUGACAACAUGCUCUGAUUGAUGGAACAAUUAAUUCUGCCAUGUACCGGAAAAUCCUGAAAGAGAACAUCCAGCUAUAAGUACGUGCAGUCAAAUUGAAGCGCUCUUGGAUGAUGCAGCAGGACAACAAUCUGAAAAAUACCAGCAAGUCCGCCUCUGAAUGGCUCAAAAAAAAAAAAAGAAAAAACAAAAAAUCAGGUUUUGGAGUGACCAAGUCAAAGUCUGGAUUUAAAUCCAAUUGAGAUGCUGUGAUGUGACCUAAAAGGGUAGUUCAUGCAAGAAAACCAAACAGUAUGGAUGAAUGGAAACCAUUUUGCAAAAAGAGGAGUGGGAUGAAAUUCCUCCAGAGCGAUAUGAAAGACUCACCGGCAAUUAUCGCAAAUGCUUCAUUUCAGCUAUUGCUGCCAAAAGUGGCACAACCCGUUUUUAGGUUCAGGGGACAAUUACAUUUUCACAGAGGGUCAGAAAGCUUUGGAUUUAUUUAUUCUUUUCUGACUUUUGAAAACUGCAUUUUUUUUAUUUCCUUUGGUUGUCUCUCAGUGAUAUUAGAAUUGGUUUGAUCAUUUGAAACCUUUGUGUGAUAGAGCUGCAAAAAAAAAACAAAUCAUGAAGGGAGCAAAUACUUUUUCAUGGCACUGUACAAAGACAAAAAGUGGGAGCCAUCAUUAUGACUCUGUCUGACUAAGUUAAAGAGAGGCACAGUGGAUGCGACAAAUGAACCGGGGAACCUCCGUUGUUCCCAUCAUAACUUGUGCAAUCUCUGACCUCGGACAACACCACACACCAACACAAAGGCGCGUAUCUGGACAGUUUUAAAACCGAAUGGGAAGUGGAAGCCCAUCAUUGACUACCCAAAAUUGAAUACUCAAAUUCCUUGUCUCGCUGAGUUUUGGCCCAGUUUGAACAAGAAUUUCCAAAACUAUGCAAUGUUAAUUUUUUCCCCACUAUCAAUGUCGACUGGACCAUUCCAGUUAAACCUGCCUACCAGCAUAAAUUGGCUUUCACUUUUGAUAAACAAUACACAUUUUCCUCAACAAGACCAAUUGUGAUCCUUCAGCCAGGGGCAACCUCAUCUACGUUGAUGACAUCAUAAUGAAAAGCGCCUUGCGGGAUGCCCACCUGGCAGAAACUUACCAUGUCCCAUCCCAAUUUACUGCCACCAGAGCCAAGAGUUCCCUCCUGAAAAGGAGAAUGGAACAGCAAAAAAAAAACAAAAAAAAAAAAACCAUUAUAUUGGUCACCAGGUUGACCCAAAUGAGAUUGAACCCCAAUCCAGCCACAUUCAGGGACUCCGAAACAUAAGCUCUCCCACUAAUAUUUCACAAACCGAGCAGUUUUCUGGGUGUAAUUAUUCUCAGCAGUUCAUUGAACACUACUCUGAUAUUGCACACCCCCUAACCAAACUCCUGAAAAAGGAAACUCCUUUUGUUUGGGGUGACGAGCAAGAAGCCGCAAUGAAGUCAGUGUAUGACAACGCAAAGCUAGAAAUCGAUUUCAUUAUCAAAUUUAUUUUUUAUUCUGAAUGGUUUCAAACCGCCUGCAAUUGGCCGGUUUAGGGUGUAUCCCACCUCCUGUCCAAAAGUAGCUGGGAGAGGCUCCAACACUACCACAACCCUUGUGAGGAUGAGUGGCUCAGAACAUGAAUGGAUGGUUUGAAAUCACAAAAUAUUCCUAGAAUGGAAAACCAAUAUGAAGAGGCCCUUUGUGGUUCUGAUGGCCACUCCCUCUCUUCCCUAUGCAUAAAAGGCCAAAGCCCCUUUGCUCAAGGCUCACUCGCUUGCUCUUGUUUCUCAACGCUGUACAGCCACUGACGUCCAGCCAGGGAUCCCCGCCUCUCGUAGAGAUGCACCAGACCUCCCGACACAGGGGAACUCUGCUCACACCCCAAAAGUACACUUGUGUGUGUGGGGGGCAUCUUAUGGACAAAGAUACAUCAGGAAGGAAACGUACGCAAGUUUGCUCCGAGUGGCGUGACGACCAGCGCCAAUCAAGGGCUUUGGUCAUCCUGCACUUGAAGUUUUUCUUUUGUUUUUUCGAAUGUCCUAUGUACACACGUUUUGGUGCUCUACCCAAGCAUUUGGGAGAUCAGCCAGCCUGCCUAAAUAAUCUCCAUGGAGGAGAUGAGAAGAGAAAUGGAGUCGGGGUUUAUAUUAAAGGAAGAGUUGGCUAAGAAUGUCUUGGAGGUGAAAAGAGUAUGAAAUCAAUUGAUGAGGCUGAAACUUGAAAUUGAGGGUGUUAUGGAUAAUGUUAUUAGCGGCUAUGCCCCACAGGUAGGAUGUGACCUAGUGUUGAAAGAGAAAUUCUGGAAAGAACUAGAUGAAGUACUUCUGAGCAUCCUAGACACAGAGAGACUUGUGAUUGGUGUUGAUUGUAAUGGACAUGGUGAUGGAAACAUGGGCGAUGAAGAAGUGAAGGGUAAGAAUGGCAUCCAUCCGAAGGAACUCUGAGGGACAGAUGGUGGUGGACUUUGCAAAAAGGAUGGAAACGACAGUAGUGAACAACUUUUUCCAGAAGAGUCAGGAACAUAGGGUGACCUACGAGAGCGCAGAUAGAAGCACGCUGGUGGACUACAUUUUGUGCAGACGAUGUCAUCUGAAGGAGGUUAUCAACUGUAAGGUAGUGGUAGGGGAGAUUGUUGCUCGACAGCAUAGGAUAUGGUGUGUAGGAUGACUCUGGUGGUGUGGAGGAAUAUUAAAAAGACAAAGGUUGAGCAGAGAACCACGUGGUGGAAGCUGAGAAAGGAAGAAUGCUGUGUGGCCUUUCGGAAAGAGGUGAGGCAGGCUCUUGAUAUAGUUAAGGAGCUCCCGGAAGACUGGACUACUACAGCCAAUGUGAUCAGAGAGACAGUCAGGAGAGUACUUGGUGUGUCUUCUAGUAGGAAAGGGGUGAAGAAGACUUGGUGGUGGAAACCCAAAACACAGGAAGUCAUCCAAGGAAAGAGGUUAGCAAAGAAAAAGUGUGGCACUGAAAGGACUAAGGAGAGGCGAAAGGAAUACAGUGGUGCCUCGACUUACAAAUUUAAUGUGUUCCAGAAGUCGUUUCGUAACGUGAAACUUUUGUAAGUAGAAGUGCAUUUUACAUGUAAAUAGUCUAAUCCGUUCCAACACCGCUGACCCCCCCGCCCCCCGCCGACAAAAAUAAGCAUUCAAAGUGUACAUAUUGUAAAGAAUAAUACAAAAUUAAGUUACAUUUCUUUACAAAUAAGCAUUCAAAGUGUACAUUAUGUAAAGAAUAGCAAAAACUGUGUGGCAAUCAAAAAGGCAUUGAAGCGUCUUCAGAGGUGGAGGCUCGCACACAACUUAAUUCCACCAAAAUUAGUUAAUUUCACUAUAAAUUCAAAACAAAUAUAAACAUUAACUUUCAAUGUUUCCUGAAGUACCAAUCCAAGGAUGAUUGCCUUUGACAGCUUUUAACAAUCUUGCGGAAAUGUGCAAGCCAAACGUCAUUGAAGUGAGCUAAUUCCCGAUGGGUUAACAACACACUUUACUUUUACUUUUCGAUGAGACUACGGUAUCGCUCGCUCUCUCUCACUCUCUGUAGUUCAAAUUCAUUUCUUGCUUCAAUUGUGCGUGAAUUCCUUCACUUCGAUGUGAUUUAGAUGAUCAGUUCACAAACAAUAAAAGUUCAUAAAUGGAGAGGGUGUGUGCAUUAAUGUGUGUUACUGCUUUUGUCACAUGAACACCUGCUUUGGUGAUUAGGUGUUUUAAAAAAAAAAAAGUUUGUGGUUUCAAUUUCCUAACCAAUCCAAAAAAUUCCCACCGACCCGAUCAUUUUUACACUACGUGAUAAAUAUGUCAGGGGCGUGGUUAUCCACGCCCUGUGCACAGCGAGGUACCGCAGCUGCGGAAGCACAGAGUUCAGUUGAGUGUUUGACAGCAGCUAUGCGUUUCACUUCCUCGUUCGCGCUGCUGCACCUCUUUGCGCCCUGAUUACAUUAUGUAUUUAAAAGGCCACUGUCAUGAAAUGCAUGAUUUUUAGUAUGCUCUUAAUGAAAAAAAUGGCGGCCAAGAUGUACCCAUGUGUUUUUUCACCACAAAACAUGAUUUUGAUGUAUACAGCUUUUUGUAACUCCCGCCAUAAAAUCCUCUCGUGGGAUUUGUUUUCAAGAAGAAGCAGGAAGUGACGUACAUGGCAGGACCGCCCUCAAGUGGACUCGUUUGUUUCUAUUAGUUUUACCUCCGGGAAGGUAGCUCGUUGUUCCUUCAUGUUAGCCAAAAUGCCGGCUCGUUGCAUUGCUAGACAUUGCUUCAACACUCGGGAGGAUGGAUUUAGCAUUUAUAAAUUUGCAAGAGACCCAGUUCGUCGUGAAAAAGGAUUGCACGGGUGCAAUGGAUGAGAGCUUCAUGGGUUCCAGAUGACAGAUAGGUGUGUAUUCAGCUACUAAAAAAAAAUAAUAGGUUGGAGCAGACCACGUAAUCGGUCUCUCAUAACGUAACAAAAGAUCCGCGUAUGUAUGACAGGCAUGCUAAAUGUGUCGAUGUGCACGUCGGACGGCGUCGGGCUCACCUGGCGAAGGCUGCUGUGUCGCCUCACCAGCAAAGGCUGCGCGUCGGGAUUGCGGACGGCUUCGGCACUGGACAACGCUGCCGACAAUGCCGCACUCAGCCGCGUGCGACAACGCCGUAAAGCAGCCCGGCUCGGCUCCAUGACAUCCUGUGUGGUGAUUCAAGUGUGACGGGCUUCCUGUUCAGUAACUCAGUGACGCAGCAAACGUCUUGCAGGCCGUGUGCUUCUCCGUUGAAAAACCAUUGGGUGUGAGGGGCAGCUGCAUCCUGUUGAUGUCUUCAUGUCAAAAACAAGAUGUGAAUACAAAGAUAUGACAAUAAUUGGGUUCUUAAGGUUUAAAUGUGGAAAUUGCCAUCCAAUGCCUUCCCAGUGAGAACGCCAGUGCUGUAAGGAAAUUACAGAAACUGCCUGGAAGUUGGAUGGAACCGCCUUGGCUUGCAUUGUUAACCACGAAGGCUUUCACCCAGUUUGCCUCAACCCAUCUGUAUUGGAGACAUCUAGUCUUUCAAUACCAUUAUGGCAGAAACGCCUUCACAGGAGAAGGACAUUAAAGAAAUAGCCAUGUGGCGUACAGACAGUUGGUGAGGUUGUGUUGGGGGGCUCUUGGGAAGAGCAAGAGGGUUGUUAUGCCAUCAUGUGCAGUGCAGAGAAUCAGAGCAGAAUUUCCACCCCCAGGACUUGAAGAUCAUGCCGUGUUCACAGGAUUUAUGCCCAUCUGAUGAACAUUACGCUUUUCUUUGCAUGAAAGUAAAGCAUGGGUGUUGAUCCUGGACUAAUAAUUGACCCCUCCAUAGAAAUUGUGUCAUCCGCGUCGCUGACCAAUCAGAGGCCAGAGAUCUGCAUGAACCACGCCCCUUUUUUGGACCCGCAGUUCCCUCAGACAACGUUGCAUGGUCCAGUAUAGCUUUUGUGAGCUUUUUAUCGCGUAUUUGGGUUCUUUAACAAUAGAUAUGGUUAAGAGGUGUAGUCACGGACUUUAUAAUAGUGACGACAGGUAUCCUGAAAGGCUACUUGGUGGAGUUCAAUUCGUACCCUUUCCAAAACGGAAGACCCAGUACGAAAAAUGUCUUCGACGGAUCAAACUUUGUGGAAGACCGCAUCAUCAACUGAAUCCAUCUAAAAUCAACCAGAAUAGAAGACCGAGUACGAAAAAUGUAUUCGAUGGAUCAAACUUUGUGGAAGACCGCAUGAUCAACUGAAUCCAUCAACCGGAACAGAUAUGUUUGCACGAAGGUAAAGGAGGAGGAACCAUGCUGGUCUCCGUCACCCCCCUGUUGUCCCUCCUCCUCCUUCUCCUCCUCUUCCCACCAACACCCCUUCUAGCCCAGGACUCGUCUGUGCAGUGGGUGACCCUUCGUGGAGCCCCCCUUUCACACCUGUUGCUGGAUAUGGAGGCGAGGCUUCUGUAUGUGGGCGGAGUGGACCACCUUCACCAGCUGAGCUUGGACCUGGAGCUGAUUUCCCACGUGAAGACCGGCCCUCAUCUCGACUCCCCCAACUGCCUACCCCCAAUUGCCCUCAAAGAUUGCCCAUCCGCCCGACCAACCCACAACUACAACAAGCUGCUGUUGUUGGAGCAGGCUCAGGGGAAGGAGGCAGGCAGUGUGAUUUCUUGCGGAUCGUUGUAUCAGGGCACCUGUGAAAAGAGGAGUUUGUCCAACAUUUCGCAGCUGUUGUACCAAUCCACGAACCCAGUAGACACACAAUUCGUUGCUGCCAACGACCCCCAUGUCUCCACAGUGGGCAUCGUCCUCACUGCUGGGAGUGGAGUCAGUGGAGAGAUUCUGCGCUUCAUGCUGGUGGGGCGUGGUUUCACGGGUAUGGGUCUUGGUGACAUCCCGCCCAUCACGGCACGUCGCCUCUACCCAACAGUCUAUCCUCAACGAGCCUUCACUCAGGAGGAUGAGCUGGGCAAGCUGAUCAUUGGGAGCUACUCAGAGUACGACAUCCAUUUUGUCAAGGUGGUUGCUUUUAACAAUCAUGUUUACUUCCUGUUCUCGAGGCGAGACGUGCGCUCCAAGAUGGAGUACCGCACGUAUGCUUCCCGCCUCUGCGUUUCCGACCGCAACUUCUACUCGUAUGUGGAGGUGCCUCUGCUCUGCCAUGGUGGCUACAACCUAGUCAGGGGAGCGUGGCUAGGGCUCCACUCAGGAAAAUCCACAAUGUUCCUCGUCAUGGUGGCAGGAUGGACUUCCACAUCCGUGGCCACAGACAACUCUGCGUUGUGCAUCUUUGGGAUGAUGGAGCUGGAUGCCAUGAUGGAGCGAGUGCGGGAGUCUUGCUACACAAAAGGAGGGCGUAGUGUCAAAGGGCAGGAGGAGGCCUACGUGGUUUACACGCUCUCAUCAAACUGCCUCACUCUCCCCCAGGUCUCCGUCUCAGAGUAUCCAUGCGGGUGGGAGCAUACGCCGAGCCCCAUCGGCAGUGUUGAGCCUCUGCUUGCCAUGCCCACUUUCACUGCCACUACCCAGCUGACGGCUGUCGCCACGGCAACAGAGGCUGGCCAUACUGUGGCGUUCGUGGGCAACCGCGAGGGACGACUGCACAAGGUGCUGGUUCGGUCCAACGGAUCUGGUGAAGUUUACGGGAACGUGCUAGUAGACAGCGGAAGUGCGGUCAACGCUGACCUCCUACUUGACACCAAACAACAGAAGCUUUUCAUUCUGACAAAUAGCAGGGUGUCUAAAGUUGCCAUGUCGUCAUGUGAGUGGAAUAUCGACUGUCAGUCCUGUCUGGCUACAAGGGAUCUGUAUUGUGGCUGGUGUGUCCUGGAGGGAAAAUGCUGUCGCAAACAUGAGUGCCAGCGCCACCUUCAUGCGAAUCAUUGGAUCUGGAGCUUUGACUCGUCCAAUAAGUGCCUGUCAGUACAGAGUGUGCAGCCAGCCAAUCAGAGCAAAGAUCAGCAGACAGAGGUAACGCUGUCGCUGUCCCAGCUUCCAGUCCUGACUGUGGCUGACUCCCUUUCCUGCGUCUUUCAUCAUAUACCUCCUCAGCCAGCUUUCAUCAAUGGAACCAGUAUCACCUGUCAAUCACCUAAGCCAGCGUUACUCCCACUUCUGCCCACGGAAAGCGAUCACAUAAUUCUGCCUCUAUCGCUGACAUUUGGUGAUGUAACCAUUAGCACGGCUACCAUAACCUUCUAUGACUGUGGAGCUGUCAGCCGACUCAACCAGACUUCCCAGUGUCUGGCGUGUGUCGUCAGUGUGUGGAAGUGUAGCUGGUGUCCUCUGGACCAGCAAUGUACACACCGCAAACGGUGUCCUAAUGAACACACAACCCUCAGCCAGAAGGACUCUACUGGUCCAACUCAGUGUCCUCAGGUGUUCGGUCUUCAUAGUUCUUCCUUAAUUCCGGUGGGCCUGACAAGUACUGUUGUUCUGAUGGCUCACAACAUGGACAUCUUCAAGGAUGAAGCUCCUUAUGUGUGUGUGGUGGAGAUCGAGGGAGUCGAAGUCAACCUGGCAGCUAUUGCCCAUAAAGCUCCUGACCACACCUACUCUUUCACCUGCAGUCCCCACCAGUUUCAGUAUGCCAUGAGUCGGCUUGUUUAUUCUGCACUGGUCUUUCUGAAGAGAGGAUCGAGGCGCAUCGAUGCUUUACCUGGUCUUCAACUCCAUUUAUACAACUGCUCAGCGGGGCAAUCAGAUUGCUCGCAGUGCCGUGCUGUGCCGAAGGAGUACGGCUGUGUGUGGUGCACAGAAAGCACUGCUUCCAGCUGCGUUUAUAACCAGUCCUGCGCUGAUGUUCCCGCAGAUAGUUGCCCACCUCCUCAGAUAACACAGGUGUGGCCCCUGUCUAGCCCUUUGGAGGGCGGAGUCUUGGUGACCAUCACUGGCUCCAACCUGGGAAUGAGCUUCCAGGAUGUGGUGAGUGGAGUCACAGUUGCAGGUGUGCAGUGCCCUCCCCAACCUGAAGAAUACAAAAUAUCCACCAGGGUUGUGUGUAAACUGGAAGCCAGUGAGAAUAAGCGGACUGGGCCUGUCAUUGUUACUGUCGGAAUAAGCCCACCAGGCAGGUCCAAGAGCAAUUUCAGCUAUCAGGACCCACAGAUUAUGGAUGUGCUUCCCGAUAAAGGCCCACGUUCUGGAGGGAGCAGGUUGACAAUAAAAGGACGACAACUCCUAACGGGCCAGACAUCCCAGAUCAGCGUCUUCCUGGGAACAAAGCCCUGCUACAUAAUGGAGCCAGUCAGCGAGAACCUGCUGGUGUGUCAGACUCUCUCCACCAAUCAGACAGGCAAAGUUCCAAUCAGGAUGUUGUUCAGCAAGGCUGAGCGUACUGUUCCAAACGUGAUGUUCCAUUAUGUGGACGACCCAGUCAUCACUGAAGCUAUGCCCACAGAGAGUUACUACGCAGGAGGGCGUGCCAUUGUGAUGAGUGGGAGAAAUUUAGAUGUGGUACAACACCCAGUCAUGUCCGUGUGGGUGGAACCUGUAGCCGUCCAAAGUGUGAAACGGAGAAGACGAUUGGCUCUUCUCACCGCCAAGCAGCUGGUGGUUUUCAAUGGAACAAUAGCAACGGUGUCAGAGCACUGCACUGUCCUGUCUUCCUUUCAAAUGACCUGCCCAACCCCUUCACUCCCCCCAGAUGUCAAAGUGAAGGAUGUUUGGUUUCAGAUGGACAAUGUUCGUGUCCAUUACAAAAGCAUCAAGUUCUCUGGUUCUGGUUUCUUCAUGCCGAUGUUGGAAUCAGUGGAUUUUGAUCAUGGCAAGAGUUUCAAAUAUUAUCCCAACCCGCGCCUCUUUCCGCUAAAUCGGGAGGAUCCCGAUGCUCCAUACCGCUUCAAAGCCGGUGGUGUGAUUGCCGUGGAGGGUGAGGACCUAACGCAAGCGAUGUCCAGACAGGAAGUGACAGCUCGCCUUGGAGACCAGGAGUGUGAGGUGAAGACACUGGACAGCACUCACCUGUAUUGCGAGCCUCCUGAGGUCCAACCCAUGAGUGUGGAUGCCAGCAGCAUGCUUCCCCGCUUCCAGGUGCAGAUGGGUAAUCUGCAGGUGGACUUGGGAAUGGUGCAGUACGACACUGACUCUUUACUGCCUCCCAUCCCAUUAGCUGCCCAGAUUGGUUUGGGGGCAGGAGUUGCCUUCAUCAUCCUAUCAGUCCUCAUCAUCAUCCUCAUGUACAGGAGGAAGAGCAAGCAGGCCCUCAGAGACUACAAGAAGGUUUUGUUGCAGUUGGAAACCUUGGAGAUCAACGUGGGCGAUCAAUGUCGGAAAGAGUUUACUGACCUGAUGACAGAAAUGAUGGACUUGAGCAGUGACGUGGGAGGACCAGGACUCCCUCUGCUAGACUAUCGCACUUACGCAGAGAGAGUUUUCUUCCCCGGCCAACAGGCGGGACCACUGAGCCGCCACUUGGACUUGCCGGAGUCCAGCAGACACACGGUGGAACACGGGCUCCAGCAGCUCAACAACCUGCUCAAUAACAGACUCUUCCUUGUGAGGUUCAUUCACACUCUGGAGGAGCAGCAAGGCUUCUCCCAGCGGGAUCGUGGCUACAUGGCCAGUCUCCUCACUAUGGUUCUGCAUGAUAAACUGGAGUAUUUCACUGAGGUCAUGAAGUGUCUUCUGCAGGAUCUGGUUCAGCAGUAUGUCGCCAAGAACCCCAAACUCAUGUUGCGAAGGACAGAGACUGUUGUUGAGAAGAUGUUGACCAAUUGGAUGUCCAUCUGUCUCUACUCCUUCCUGAAGGAUGUGGUAGGUGAGCCGCUUUACAUGCUCUACAGAGCCAUAAAAUAUCAGGUGGACAAAGGCCCAGUGGAUGCCAUGACGGGAAAAGCCAAGAGAACUCUCAACGACAGCCACCUGCUGAGAGAGGACAUUGAUUAUUGCACUGUGACGCUGAAUGUGCUGCUGAAGAAUGAAGCUGAAGUUCAACCUUGUCCUGUCAAAGUACUUGACACUGACACCAUCACACAGGUGAAGGAUAAGAUCCUGGAUCAGGUUUUUAGAGGAGUUCCAUUCUCUCAAAGACCAGCAGCAGGCAGUCUGGAUCUGGAGUGGCGUUCAGGUCAGGCGGGACACCUGACAUUGUCAGAUGAUGAUGUCACAGCUGUGGUUCAAGGUCACUGGAAACAGCUCAACACACUACAGCAUUACAAGCUUCCAGAUGGAGCCACGGUCGCUCUUGUCCCACGUUCCCAAAGUUCGAGUGGUACUCGAUUCAAUCAGGUGUUCCAGACUGGGGAGAGAACACCUAUGCUGGAAGGCGAAGAAGAAGAGGGACUUCGAUUGUGGCAUCUGGUGAAAAGCAGUGAAGAUCCAGAGAUUCCCAAACACAGGAAGAGCAGCAUGAGGGAGUGCGAGAGAGCCAAGGCCAUACCUGAGAUUUACUUGACUAGACUACUGUCCAUGAAGGGGACUCUGCAGAAGUUUGUGGAUGACGUCUUUGUUGCCAUCCUGAGUACGAAGCGUCCUCCUCCCAUUGCUAUUAGGUUUUUUUUUGACUUUUUGGAUGACAUGGCCGAGAAAUAUGACAUUGAAGACCCAGAGACUGUCCACAUAUGGAAAACCAACAGUCUCCCCCUGAGGUUCUGGGUGAAUAUUCUGAAGAACCCUCAGUUUGUGUUGGAUGUCCAGGUGACUGACAGCAUCGAUGCCAUCCUAUCCGUGAUUGCUCAGACCUUUAUCGACUCGUGUACCACAUCAGAGCACAAAGUGGGGCGAAAUUCUCCAGUCAACAAGUUGCUCUAUGCCCGGGAAAUACCCCGAUACAAACAGCUGGUGGAGAGGUAUUACAGUGACAUCCACAGUGCUGCUUCAGGCUGUUACCAGGAGAUGAACUCUACUUUGACUGAACUGUCUGGGCGCUUUGCUUCUGAGAUGAACAGUCAUGUUGCACUUCAUGAACUGUACAAAUACAUCAACAAAUAUUAUGACCAGGUCAUAUUGUCUCUGGAGGAGGACAACUGUGGUCAGAAAAUGCAGUUGGCCUAUCGAUUGCAGCAGGUUGCCGCGCUAGUGGAGAACAAAGUCACUGAUCUUUGAUGACAUGUGAUGACCCCUGAUGGAUGCUCUGCCUAGCCCCACCAGGCUACAGGAAAUGUAAAGUCAAGAGGCAAUAGACUUCCUGUUGAAAGACUCAAACACUGAAAAGACAGUGUGAGUAAGUGUAAUUCAGACUCCAGAGACACUUGUGAUUGACGAAUGUCGUGGCUGAGAUAAUCCAGUUUGCACUAAAUUUCCCUGAGUUCCUUGCAACUGGUUAGGUGAAAGCAAAAGAGACUGCAUGUGUUGAACUGAGCCAUAUGCUGAAUUCGAUCAAUCAGUAAUUAGGACUUUUCAAAAUGAAUUACAUCUUCAUCAAUCACGUCCAUUAAUAGUAUUUCACUUUGUAACAAAAAAAUGACUGCCAGUCCCGUCCGGAUGGAGUAAAGCAGUGCUGUUCUCGUCAUUAAAAAAAAAAAGGCUUCACAGUGGUAACUUUACUUAUGAAAUUAAAUUUUUCCGGAAGUCGUUUGAUUUUGUGAAUUUUUCGUGAGUAGAAGCGCACUAUACAUGUCAAUAGCCUGUCAGUUCAAAACCCGCAACCCCCCUGCCAAAAAUAAGCAUUCAAAGUACAUAAUGUAAAGAAUAAUAAGAAAUGAUGUUCAUUUACCUUUAGCAUUUGGGGACCAUGCAAAAUAAAGGGUGAGUGACAAGCAAAAGGCAUCGUGGGGGACAGAGGAGGAGGCAAACAUUUGACAGCUGAGAGAAAACAUACCUACAAAUGUAUGGAUGCACACCACUUAAUUCUACUAAAGUUUCUUGGGGCACGUGGUAAAUAAAGACGAAUAAACUUGCAAAAAACAAAUGAAAAACUCACGAAAAAGUUGUACUUUACCAAUGUGUGCUAGUAUGUGACAGCACUAGAAUGAUUCAGUGACUGUCGAGUGACCAAGGGAAACGAGAAGCAUCAUGGGAAAAUAUUAACGUCCCUCCUAGCCAAUGGGAUGCCAGGAAGAUUCUACAGCGAUAGCCAAUGGGAGAGCAGCUCUAUCGCGCCACACAAACCAAGUUACUGUAAUCUGAUCAUAGUUUUAGAUUGAUGUCCCUCCUAGCCAAUGGGAUGCCAAGAAGAUACUACAGCGAUAGCCAAUGGAAGCGCAGCUCUAUCACACCACACAAACCCAAGAUACAGGACGUUUUUGGGGCAGCGAAUCCAGCGCUUUUUUUUUCUCUUUUGUAUCCGGAAUUUUCCUCCGUAACUUGAGACAACUAACGUAACUUGAGGUAUUUCGUAACCUGAAUUUUUCGUUACUAUAGAUGUUCGUAAAUAGAGGUAUCAUGAUACUUAUGAUUGACAUGUGGAACAAAUGAGGAGGUGCUGCAUGUGCACAAGUCCACCUCCAGCUCAGACUACAACGAAACUAAAUCUUGCUGAAGUCUGACUUGUUGUCUGUUCACCAUUUACUAAUCUAAUUGUGUGGACAUACUGUAAACCAUUUCUAAGCCCUAUUUAUCCCAGCUGUGCCUUCACUCUUGCAGCUAUGUGUUUUUUUGACAGCAGCAAUGUUGAAACAAAAACAAGUUCUCACAAUGCACAGUUUUUGUGUCAUGCGACUGAGCAAAUUCAUUUGUAUGCUAGCAGCCAACAGUAAAUGUGUCAUACGACUAAAAUAUCUCAAAUUCCUUAAAGUGCCACUGACACCUAAAACAUUAAAUUUAGUAUGUUGUUAACCAUAAAAAAUCUGCCAGAAUGAACUCAUCCGUUUGUUCACAGCACGUCAGAAUGUAGCCGUAUAUCGAUUUUUUUUUAUCUCCCGCUAUGAAAAUUCUGACUGUUUUGAGUGGAACAAAAAGCUGGAAGUGGUUAGAAUUUUGCAGGCACCUACAGCAUUGGAGUCAAGUGUCUUUACCUCUUGUACUGGCGAGAAAUUACCAUUUUUUUUCUCCGUGUUCGCUAAAAUGCCAGCUCGUUGUGUUGCUGGAUUUUGCCCAAAUACUUGAGAGGAUGGAUUGACUCUUCACACAUUUCCAAAAGACCAGAUUCGUCAUAAAAAGUGGAUUGCACAGGUGGAAAGGACAAGAGCUUUCUGUGUUCCAAAUGACAGGUAGGUGUGUAUAGAGUUAUUUAACAAAAUAAGAGUUGGGGGGGACUAAUUUGUCUCACAGUUUAUAGCAUAUGUUACGUGUGAAUUUAGAAUAAAUCCCCUUGGUCAAACCAGAAAAAUAAAACAAAGCACUUGUAUUGCAUUAAAGACAAUUUCAUCACACACAAUACAAUACAACACGAAACAAUAACAAAACAGAAGUACAAAGACAAGUUAAUUAGCCAAACGACGUCUCGUCACCAAACUCGAACGAGUGCUAUUUCCAGCGAAUGUUCCGGGAAGGCAGCGUGGUGUCCGUGUACUUGUGUACUUGUCCGAAAGCAGCAGUAUUAAUAAAAAGCUCAUUUGACAGCCAUCCUCAUCCUUAUAGGAACAUUCUAGAUCUGCGUUUGAUGACGUAAUCCUUCUCUCAGAACAUAACAAAACAUCCGGGUCAUAAUAAAUUUAUAAAGUACAUACUGUAAGUCAGGGGUGCUAUUGGCGGCGGCCGGUGUUAGGUGUGGCGCGGGCCGCCGUGUAACCCGACGCAUAGGUGGGUCAGGUGGGGAGACCUGCGGCCGCGUGCAGGGAGGAGAAAAGAGCCCCACUGUGACAUCCGCAAAUGACGUCACUGACAAAUGGCCAUCACUGGGAUGUCGAGUCAAACUUUUGCUACUUUGCACUUUAAUAAAACGCUCCCAGCUCACUUUUUCUGACUUGUAUUAUCAUCAAAGUGAUUAAUAUUAUAUGUAGUUUUGUUAACAAUACCUAAUUCCUAACAAUAUUUUAAAAUGUAUAUUUUGGUGUCAAUGGCACUUUACAUUACCAUAUUAGUAUCUUUUGUCUUUUAUUAUAUCACAGUUUUAGCUGGGUGAUGCUACAAGCAUAUACGAUCCUAAGCUAGCUAUUUGAACAACUUUGUUAAUAAACAUCCAUCCAUUUUCUGUACCGCUUAUCCUCAAGGGUUGUUAGGAAACCUAUCGCGCCUAUCUUGCAUGGAAUUUUCUUAUGUUUCUCUUCUACUAACUAGCAGCCGUAGUGACUGAAGUGAAAUAUCCAGAAAUAGAAAAACAAUAAAUAAUAUUAAUAAGAGUGAUGAUGGCUAAGAUGAGCACACAGCUGUUUUUAAUGGGGAUCAAAAUGAGUGUCAUGUAACCAUACCAGUGUUUUUACUCUGGGUUUUAAUGUACAAAUUACUCUUGUCAUUAGUAAUGUUUUUAUGAAAACAUAAAUCUUCAGUCAACAUUAUGAUCAUGGUGAUGAUAUAUGUUCAUGUUUGUGUGUGAUUUUGGUUGUUUUCAGCUUGUCUUGUAUUUUUAACACAAUUGAUUUUGCAUGAGUGUGAUGGUAUUUUGAGUGAAAAAGACAACUAUGAAUACAAUUACAAUUCAUUUAAUGAGAGUAAGUUGCUGAUCAUUGAACAAUUUUUUAUCCGAUGAUUCCCUGCUCCAUUUGUCCAAGGUCUGUGUUCUGAUCUUUUUCAAUAAUGGUUAAAAAAAAUGCAGGAUUAUUCAUUUCAAGUACAACUUUUUUACUGACCAUGUGAUGGCAAUAUCCAGUGUGGCAUUCUUUGUAUGAUCACAAAAACAUUAAAAGUCUCAUUUUUAA